Molecule: messenger RNA, 3099 nt
Organism: Ficedula albicollis (Collared flycatcher)
Lineage: Eukaryota; Metazoa; Chordata; Aves; Passeriformes; Muscicapidae
Gene: FOSL2
Product: FOS like antigen 2
Exons: 4
Coding region: 453-1424 (323 amino acids)
Biological process (GO): regulation of transcription by RNA polymerase II
Cellular component (GO): nucleus
Molecular function (GO): DNA-binding transcription factor activity, RNA polymerase II-specific; RNA polymerase II cis-regulatory region sequence-specific DNA binding
Source: RefSeq, a predicted model, not a curated record
GCCUGCAGCCCCCGGGGCCGGAGCCGCUCCGCCGGCGGGGCGAGUUUCGCCGGGCAGCGCGGAGAGAGGACAUCGGCGAGCGCCGCUUGCGCGCACGGCUCUGCUCCCGCAGCACCGCCGGGUCCUGCCGUCCCGUGCCGUCCCAUCUCGUCCCGCAGGCGCUCGGCUGCCAACUGAGCCACUUUUUCAUCGUUGUUAUUAUUUUUAUUUUUGUUCUCUCUUGUUUUAAUUUUUUUUCCUUUUUUUUUUUUUAAACCUUUUCUCCCCACACACUUUUUUCCCCGUCUCCAAAGCCGUUUUUAUUAUUUUUUCCCAUCCGCUGCGAGCGUUGGGAGGCGAAAGGCAAGAGCCGAAGAGGUCGGGAGGGAGAAGGGGGCGGGGAGACGGCGAGGGAGCGGCGGGUGUCGGUGUGGGAAGGCGGGGACGCGGCUCCCCCGGCCCGACCUCGGACCAUGUACCAGGACUACCCCGGGAACUUCGACACCUCCUCCAGAGGCAGCAGCGGCUCCCCGGGACACCCCGAGACCUACUCGAGCGGCGCAGCCCAGCAGAAAUUCCGAGUAGAUAUGCCAGGAUCGGGCAGUGCCUUUAUCCCUACGAUCAACGCCAUCACGACCAGCCAAGACCUGCAGUGGAUGGUGCAGCCCACGGUCAUCACCUCCAUGUCCAGCCCUUACUCCCGCUCGCACCCCUACAGCCACGCUCUGCCCCCGCUGUCCUCAGUGGCCGGGCACACGGCUCUGCAGCGUCCCGGCGUCAUCAAAACCAUCGGCACCACCGUGGGGCGGCGACGGAGGGACGAGCAGCUGUCGCCUGAGGAAGAGGAGAAGCGAAGGAUCCGCAGAGAGAGGAACAAGCUGGCAGCUGCCAAGUGUCGUAACAGGCGCCGAGAGCUAACAGAGAAACUCCAGGCGGAAACUGAAGUACUGGAGGAGGAGAAGUCGGUGCUGCAAAAGGAGAUUGCUGAGCUCCAGAAGGAGAAGGAGAAGCUGGAGUUUAUGCUGGUGGCUCACAGCCCUGUGUGCAAAAUCAGCCCCGAGGAGCGUCGGAGCCCACCAUCGAGCAGCCUCCAGAGCAUUCGGACUGGAGCAAGUGGAGCGGUGGUGGUGAAGCAGGAGCCUGUGGAGGAAGAGAUCCCAUCUUCCUCUUUGGUCCUUGACAAAGCCCAGAGGUCUGUCAUUAAGCCCAUCAGCAUUGCUGGAGGUUUUUAUGGGGAAGAGGCACUCAACACUCCCAUUGUGGUGACCUCAACACCAGCCAUCACUCCUGGCUCUUCCAACUUGGUGUUCACCUACCCUAACGUGUUGGAUCAGGAGUCUCCUCUCUCCCCUUCUGAGUCCUGCUCCAAAGCUCACCGGAGGAGCAGCAGCAGCGGGGACCAGUCCUCAGAUUCCUUGAACUCUCCCACCUUGCUGGCGUUGUAAUCCCCCUGCGGCCCCCCAUUUUGCCAGUGUGUUACAUCCCCCACAGCACCAUGGGGGGAGCCCCCUCCAUGGGAUUAGAGACAGGCACAGGAUCGUUCAAGCACAAGGGCAGCAAGAACAAGGAUGGGGAAGUGCUACAGCUCCAGGAAGGAGAGUGAGGACCAACGCCAGCUCCCUGGAGGCAGGAAACGGCAAGGGUGGGACUGACACGCCAGGGUUGUUUGGAGAGGGUGAUGUCCCCUCUGUAGGGACUGCCUUGGAAACCUCUUUGUGGACUUGGGGAGCACUCCUGGCCAGGACUGAAGGCGAGCUGCAGACAGUUGCUAGUUGUCCCUUUCCUUUGUGGAUUGACCUGAUCGGUUGUGCUCUGUGCUUAAAUCAUUCUGGUUAGUUGAUCUUACAACUUCUCUCUUGCGUGCUCGCUCUCUCUCUUCGCUUAUCAUUUCCAAUGUUGUCGAUCCCAUUACAUUUCACUCAGUUGCUCUGAACUCUAAAGUCUUAUUAGGAUCUUUCCUCUUGUGAAUAGCUGUGGGAAACACGUAAGGUUUCCCAGACAGGAGGAUGACAGCUGGGAGGACCAGGAGAUAGGGGGACCAAGAGGGAGCCCAAGAGCUCAGCAGCAAGGCCAGAGCUUGUAGUCUCUAGCCUGAGGCACAGAGACAGCAGAAGGCUCAUGUGGAAGCCUUUCUUUUAAAAAAUGUGGAUAUAUUUAUCGGGCUCCUCAAAAAAAACAAGUUAGCAUCUCAGGGCCAAAGUAGCACCAGAAGAGCUGCUGGGCUGGCACUUGCCAGUCACUGGCAGGGUUUUACCCUAGUUCGCUGGAUAUCAAGUCUGCUGCUUGUUGUUUACCUUUCCUGGGCUGCCUGCUGUCUAGGGAGUAUUACAUCUUCCUUCCCAUCAGGGCUCCUGACUCAGAGGCUGAUCUCUUCCUGUUAGUAAAUCUUCCCCUCCCCUUGGCCAUAUUUGCAGAACAUGUUAAAAAAAAGGACGUGGCACUGCAUGCCUAUAAAUCUAGGAUGGAGACUGGCAGCAGCUGAGAUGGUCAAAUUAGCUGGCUGUACCCUUGCUGAUUUUUGGAUUGUUGGGAAACAAAGCAUCCACUAGCACAGCACAGGCCACAAGUUCCCAGCUCCUGACCAGGCAGGAAUGGCAUGGAUAAAGUUUUGACCUGUUUGAACUAAAACAGAGCUUCUGACAAGCUCUGGCAAAUGACAAGUUGACAGCUGAAGAAAAUUGAUUAGCAUUAUUUGCGCCUUGGUCUUUGGCCUCUGGUUUUUCUUUGCAUUACAAUUGAUCUUGUGUUGUUGUGGUUGAUUGGCCUGAAGACAAAGAAUCAAACCAAAGGGCUCUUUCCCUGCUCUUGGGUCCUUCUCUAGCCUGUGGGCUUGACUGCUACUACUAAGUGCUCACAGAGGGCACAAGCUCUCCAGUGCUCAUGUUCUCUACUGAAAACAGUAAUGUGUGUAGUCUGUUGGAGCCAAGCUCAAUUCCUAUUGAUGUCAAGGCACUGGCAAACCAUGAGCCUGUGCACACUAGGAUUGCCCAGCUUGCCAGCUAAACCUCUUAGGAGAUAGCUUUUUGGUCCUGCCUGUUGUCCUGUGGUGGCAGCUAUUUAUUUUGGUGUGAGAUUGUCUUUUUCUUAUACACACAUACACACACACACACACACAUAUAA